Harpia harpyja (harpy eagle) is the source of this 2220-nucleotide messenger RNA. RefSeq names its product solute carrier family 25 member 21 (gene SLC25A21). Bases 89 to 1021 code for a protein of 310 amino acids. NCBI's taxonomy places the organism in Eukaryota, Metazoa, Chordata, Aves, Accipitriformes, Accipitridae. The transcript has 12 exons. The record is from RefSeq and is a predicted model, not a curated record.
UCUUCCCCACCCGCCCAGCGCGGAGUCGGCCCCGGCUCGGCAGCCGUUCUCCAAGCGCCGGCUGCCUCUUGCCGCGGCGCGGGCGAGGAUGGCUCGCAAGCCCGGGGGCUUUCUGCAGGAGGCCUCUCACCAAGUCGUCGCCGGAGGCUCGGCGGGUCUUGUAGAAAUUUGCCUGAUGCAUCCCCUUGAUGUAGUGAAAACAAGGUUCCAAAUUCAAAGAGGGAAAACUGAUCCGACCGGUUACAAGAGCCUGGGGGACUCUUUUAGGACUAUUUUCCAACGAGAAGGAUUGCUUGGCUUCUACAAAGGAAUAUAUCCUCCCAUCUUGGCUGAGACACCCAAAAGGGCGGUGAAGUUUUUCACCUUCGAACAAUACAAGAAGCUACUAGGAUAUGCAUCGUUACCACCAGGACUGGCAUUUGCAGUUGCUGGCUUGGGAUCUGGAUUGACAGAAGCAGUUGUGGUUAACCCUUUUGAAGUAGUAAAGGUUACCUUACAGACAAAUCGGAAUGCCUUCACAGAGCAACCGUCUAGCUUUGUUCAAGCUCGGCAGAUCAUUAAAACCGAUGGUCUGGGCUUCCAAGGACUCAACAAAGGUCUUACUGCAACACUGGGCCGUCACGGAGUUUUUAACAUGGUUUACUUUGGAUUCUACUUCAACGUGAAAAACAUUCUUCCAGUCAAUAAAGAUCCAAAUUUGGAGUUUUUGAGGAAAUUUGGAAUUGGGCUAGUCUCAGGAACAAUAGCCUCAAUUAUUAACAUUCCUUUUGAUGUUGCAAAAAGUAGGAUUCAAGGACCACAGCCAGUUCCUGGAGAGAUCAAGUACAGAACCUGUUUUAAAACUAUGGCAACAGUCUAUAAAGAGGAAGGAUUUCUGGCUCUGUACAAAGGCUUGGUUCCCAAGAUCAUGAGGCUUGGUCCAGAGCUACAAAGCUUCACCGCUCAAAACCAUGAUGAUGUGGAUGCCACUAGGUGCCUUCAGCCAAGCAGGCAGCACUGGGAUGGGUUUACAAGAAUAUAAACGCCAGCAGAUUUGAUGCCACAGGUGGAUGCCACCUCAGUUUUAUAGUCUAACUCCAAAUGACUUGGAUGGAACGAAUCCUUCCUGUCCUUGGAUCAGCAAGCUCAGCGCGUUGCCUUGAUCCUCCAGCACGAAGCGUUUCCCCGAGAGCAAAUGAAACAAAUCUGCAGCGAUAUCACAACCGUCUUACUGAGAGCAGCAGCUCCCCAGCAAAGUGGAGUGCUGGCAGUAGCUUUAGCUGCAGGGACGCUACCAUAGCUCCUCAGACAGACACCCUCUCGCUGCUCAUUUUUCAAAAGGAAAAUCUUAAAACAAUUUCUGGACAUGCUGUGUCUUUUCUGAAUGUCCUGAAAACACAGUCACAAUGUAGCUACUGGAGAAGUCAUUUUUUCCACAGCAAGGGAAAAGCACAGCAGGGAGCUGAGCUGAAUAUCUAGUCCUUCAAUCGGAAGAGCAAAUUACCUUAAAAACCCAGAGGAUAUCUCAUGUUCUUAGUGACGUGCACAUAAUCAUUAGAAAAGGUUAUGGCAACAAGACUAGGAGCAAUCAAACACAAACUGCAAACAUAAAGGAAGCAAACAUGGUAAAUCUUCCUUUUUAAUUCGAGGUUAAAUAUGAUUUAUAAGUCAAACCAACAUAUGGGAUCCCAAGGGAAGAGUAAACAAAUUUUCCAAGUAAAACAUCAGCAGCAGGCCUGUAAUGGAAAUCUCAUUUAGGAAAAUGGCAUUACCUAAAGAUGUAAGUAAUGUACCUGUGUUUCUUUUAAGGUUUUAAAAUAAAUAACCUUAAAUAAUAUUUUGGUAGAAACUGUAAUUAACUAAAUUAGAGCUAAAUUCUGAAGCAGCUAUUCAGUGCUACAGCAUCAACGGGAAAAAUGACAUGAUCCUACAAACACUCAUUCGGAUCAGUGUCCCACUAAAAUUAACACACCUACACAGGUAAGUCAGAGUUACCUAAAGAAGAAUGAUUACAAAAGUGAGCACUGAGUAAAUUUCUCCAGUUUAUGAUAACACUUUUUAUUAAAAAUCUUUUUAAGAAAAAUGUAAUAAAAUUGCUAAGCUGUAUGUGAACAACAUAGAGUUGACCCUGCAAAUCAGGGUUUGCUGUCUUUUUAUAAUAUUGGAAAAAUUUCUUGCAAAAAUCUUUUCAUAUUAGACUAUAUACCCAUAUUCUUAGGUGAAUGAACUUACUUUACUGAA